UCCUCUAUAAAAAUGGAAAAAAUUACAUGAACUCCAAAAAAAUUGAAUAAAAUUUUACUCGUAAACUGUGAUCUGAGAUUUGAUAGGUUUCACUAAACCCUAUAGAAUCAUUUUCUUACCUCAUCUCUCAAUUUCAGUGUCAUAUAUAUUGUUAGUGUAUCAUUUGUUAUUGUUUGUAUAUUCAAGAACCAUUUUUUUUUUUUUUUUUUUACUAUUUUUGAUUGGUAGCAUUGAGUUCAUAUUAUAUAUUACUUAUAUAAGUGGUUUCUUGAUCUUUACUUGUUGUAAAAUGCUAAACUUUUAUUGCAUUUUUGGUAUUUAAGACUGUUUUGGUGAAGUGGGGUUGUUAUUAUUAGAUUGAUUGUGACUUUAAAUAUUGUUUGGAUAAUUGGGGUUUGUUUUUCUUGAUGAAUUUGAUGCUUUUUUUUGUUUGUUGGAUUGGCAUUAUUAGAUUUGUGUAGUGAAAGAAGUUUUGUGGUGUUUUUGAGCUGAUUUUGUUGGAGUGUUUGAAAUUUGGAGGUGAAAAGAUUCAAACUUUAGGAAGACAAAGUGACAAGAUUCAAACUUUAGGAGGUGAAUUUGGUGCUUUUUUUUGUUUAUUAGAUUGGCAUUAUCAGAUUUUUGUAGUGAAAGAAGUUUUGUGGUGUUUUUGAGCUGAUUUUGUUGAAGUGUUUGGAAUUUGGAAGUGAAAUUUAGUGAAAAGAUUCAAACUUUAGGAAAAAAAAAAAAUUGGAUUUGGAUGAGUGGAGCUGAUUUGUUACAUUCUUUUAUUAGAUUUGAGCAGAUUUUGUUGGAGUUUUUCAAAUUUGGAGGUGAAUUUGGUGCAUUUUUUAUUAGAUUGGCAUUGUGAGAUUCGUAUAGCGAAAAGUUUCUGGUGUUUUUGAGCUGAUUUUGUUGAAGUGCUCCAAAUUUGGAGGUGAAUUUGGUGCAUUUUUCAUUUGAUUGGCAUUAAUAGAUUGGUAUAAGGAGAAGUUUCUGCCAUUUUGAGCUGAUUUUAUUGAAGUGUUCCGAAUUUGGAGGUGAAAUUUAGUAAAAAGAUUCGAACUUCAUGGUUUUGAGCUGAUUUUCUUGACGGGUUUCAAAUUUGGAGGUGGAAUUUAACUUCACGUUUUUGAGCUGAUUUUCUUGAAGAGUUUCCAAGUUUGGAGGUGAAAUUUAGUGAAAGAUUCGAACUUUAGGCAUAUUUGAGCUGAUUUUCUUGAAGAGUUUCCAAGUUUGGAGGUGAAAUUUAGUGAAAGAUUCGAACUUUAGGCGUAUUUGAGCUGAUUUUCUUGAAGUGUUUCCAAAUUUGGAGGUGAAAUUUAGUGAAAAGAUUCAAACUUUAGGCGUUUUGAGCUGACUUUCUUGAAGGUUUCCAAAAUUUGGAGGUGAAAAGAAUCGAACUUUAGGCGUUUUGAGCUAAUUUACUUGAAGGGUUUCAAAUUUGGAGGUGAAAUUUAGUGGAAAAAUUCAAACUUUAGGAAGAGUAAAGUGAAUUUUUUUGGAUGUGGAUGAGUGGAGUGGGGCAAUGAGAGGUGAAAUUUUAUUAUUAAGAGGACAACAAUGACUACAGGGUCAUUGGGUCUUCGUUCUUCAGGAAGUUAUGGUUCUUUACAACAACAACUAUUUCAGAAUAAUUCAUCACCAAUCCAAACAACACCUCCUAUUCCAAGAAAGCCACCAAAAUUGUUUAAGGAGAAAGAAGGAUUGUUUUUCUGGAUCUGCAAAUUCGCCCCUCGAAAGAAUGUCGGAAUGCUGCUGUUGUGUGUUGUUUCUGCUGCAGCUUUUCUGUGGGUCUUGUAUGUUGGCAAAGGUGAAGUUGCAGCAGAACAAAGUAAUGGGAUGUUUGCUCCAGAAACUGUACAUAAAUAUAUUUUUAGGGGUAUUGAGUCAAUAAAAAAAACUAAUGCUGGCCGAAGUGAAUCAACUAUCCAACUUCCUCCUCUUCCUCCUCCUCCUCCUCCUUCUCCUACUGUAUAUUUCAAAGGAUACACUCUCCCUCCCGGAAAUCCAUGUGAAGGCUUCACGUUACCGCCCCCGCCAGCAGAUAAGAAGAGGACUGGACCACGACCAUGUCCGGUGUGCUACCUUCCUGUUGAACAAGCUAUUGCAUUAAUGCCUGAAGUGCCGUCCUUUUCUCCUGUUGUUAGCAAUUUGUCUUACAUCCAUGAAGAGAAUCAGAGUAAAACCGAGUUUGGAGGUUCAGAUUUCGGCGGAUAUCCUUCGCUGAUUCAGAGGAAUGACUCAUAUGACAUAAGAGAGUCAAUGAGCGUGCAUUGCGGUUUUGUCAGAGGAAUGAGGCCUGGACAUCAGACAGGUUUUGACAUUGAUGAUUCUGACCUUCUUGAGAUGGAAUCUUGUCAAGGUGUCGUGGUGGCAUCGGCAAUAUUUGGGGCUUUUGAUUUGAUACGGCAACCAAAGAAUACCAGUGACUAUGCAAAGAAAAAUGUCUGCUUCUAUAUGUUUGUGGAUGAGGAAACAGAGGCAUUUUUGAGAAAUUCAAGUGAGCUGAACAGUAGCAUGAGAAUUGGUUUAUGGAGAAUUGUUGUUGUUCAUAACCUACCUUAUGAUGAUCCGAGGCGAAAUGGAAAGGUUCCAAAGCUUCUACUCCACAGGCUUUUUCCUAAUGCUCGUUAUUCUCUGUGGAUUGAUGGAAAGCUUGAGCUUGUUGUGGAUCCUUAUCAAAUACUUGAAAGGUUCUUGUGGAGAAAAAAUGCCAGCUUCGCAAUAUCAAGGCACUACAAGCGCUUUGAUGUGUUUGUAGAAGCAGAAGCUAAUAAGGUGGCUGCAAAGUUCGACAAUGCUUCCAUCGACUUCCAGGUUGAAUUCUAUAAAAAGGAAGGACUAACUCCAUAUUCCAGGGCUAAACUUCCUAUUACAAGUGAUGUCCCUGAGGGAUGCGUAAUUAUAAGGGAGCACAUUCCGAUCUCCAAUCUCUUUACUUGUCUUUGGUUUAAUGAAGUGGACCGUUUUACUCCAAGAGACCAAAUAAGCUUUGCCAUUGUGAGAGAUAAGGUCAUGUCAAAGACAAAUUGGACUGUGAAUAUGUUCUUAGACUGCGAAAGGCGUAACUUUGUGAUUCAGGGGUAUCACAGAGAUGUUCUUGAGCGCCCGACUCCACCUCGUGCAAGUAUAAUCGUUCACCCUCCACCUCCUGUAAUUCUUGAAGCUCAACAGACCUCACCAAAUGUUUCAUCAUCAACUGUCAUAACUACUCCAAUCAAAAAGAUCCCCACGAAGCGUGGAAGAGAGAGGAAAUCCAAGCGUCAUAGAAAAGUCAUUGCUGGAAAUAAAGAUCCUAAUUUCACUUAAAAAUUUUGAAUUGAGCAAAUUUUUAUUUUUUUCCCUUCCCUGUUGUCAAGUACAUCAACCGCGGGGUUAGGAACUGUGAAAGAUGAGUGUUAUAGCUGUUGUUUCCAAAAACGAGUCAAGCAUCAAGUUCUUCAUAAAAUUCUUUAGAGAGUGUCAAAUUUAUCUAAUUUUUUGUUGUAUAUAUUUGAGUCUUAGCAAGUAUUCUCAUAGCAAUUUUAUACUGCAAAUUGCCUUAUUUUAUUGCUAGCUUCAUGUAGUAUUUCUUCUCAUAGAACUGUUGGUUCUGAAGCAAAGAUGAAAUUCAAUUUCGUUCAUACUGUU
Molecule: messenger RNA, 3612 nt
Organism: Lycium ferocissimum
Lineage: Eukaryota; Viridiplantae; Streptophyta; Magnoliopsida; Solanales; Solanaceae
Product: probable hexosyltransferase MUCI70
Exons: 9
Coding region: 1543-3291 (582 amino acids)
Source: RefSeq, a predicted model, not a curated record